GUUCCCGCCCCGGCCCCGCCUCCUCCCUAGGCUCACGCGAGCUGGGUGUUUCCUGUCUUUCUUAGUCCGGGUUUGGAGACUCCGGCGUCCUCCGGCUUUUCAUGGAAGAGAUGUCAGGAGAAAGUGUGGUGAGCUCAGCGGUGCCAGCGGCUGCGACCCGCACCACUUCCUUCAAGGGCACGAGCCCCAGCUCCAAGUACGUGAAGCUGAACGUGGGUGGAGCCCUGUACUACACCACCAUGCAGACGCUGACCAAGCAGGACACCAUGCUGAAGGCCAUGUUCAGUGGGCGCAUGGAGGUGCUCACGGAUAGUGAAGGCUGGAUCCUCAUUGACCGGUGUGGGAAGCACUUUGGUACCAUACUCAACUACCUUCGGGACGGGGCGGUCCCCUUGCCUGAGAGCCGCCGGGAGAUCGAGGAGCUGCUGGCAGAAGCCAAGUACUACCUGGUCCAGGGCCUGGUGGAAGAGUGCCAGGCAGCCCUGCAACAGAACAAAGAUACUUAUGAGCCUUUCUGCAAAGUUCCUGUCAUCACCUCAUCCAAGGAAGAACAGAAACUUAUAGCGACUUCAAAUAAGCCAGCUGUGAAGUUGCUCUACAACAGAAGUAACAACAAAUACUCGUAUACCAGCAAUUCUGACGACAAUAUGUUGAAGAACAUCGAACUGUUUGAUAAGCUGUCCCUGCGCUUUAAUGGAAGGGUCCUGUUCAUAAAGGAUGUCAUUGGGGACGAAAUCUGCUGCUGGUCCUUCUACGGCCAGGGCCGCAAGAUCGCUGAAGUCUGCUGUACCUCUAUCGUCUACGCCACCGAGAAGAAACAGACCAAGGUGGAGUUCCCCGAAGCCCGGAUCUAUGAGGAGACCCUGAAUAUUUUGCUGUAUGAGGCCCAGGAUGGCCGGGGGCCUGACAAUGCUCUCCUGGAGGCCACGGGUGGGGCGGCCGGACGCUCCCACCACCUGGACGAGGACGAGGAGCGGGAGCGGGAGCGGAUCGAGCGCGUGCGGCGCAUCCACAUCAAGCGCCCGGACGACCGGGCCCACCUCCACCAGUGAGCCGGGCGGGGGGCCCCCGACGGCACCCCGCCCGCCCCGCUCCUCCCUGCUGUGCACUCAGAUUCCCCGAGAGCUCCCGGGCCUCCCACUUCCCUCCGAGUCCGGAGAGACUGCAUAAAAAGCCAGAUGACGAUUUUGGUAUUUCUCGACCAGGUGAAUGGAUUGUCCUUACCCAGGUGAACGCACCCCUGCUAUUGAACAAGCUGGGUCCAAGGUCUCUGCUUUCCUGAGAAUCCGAGAAGCACUGGAGCCAGGCUUUCCUGGUUCUGGAGGAAGAGGAUGAACGGGUGUGGUGUGUAUGUGAGAACUUGUCUGCAGUAUUUAUUUCUGUGGGUGUUGACUGACUCUGAGCUUCUUGGGUCGCCUUCCCUCCAGGGUUCCGUUGGUCAGCUCUGAGACAGGUCCUGUAGUCGGUGGUCACCAGUGGUGUCUGCAAGCUCGGUGUUUCCUAACUCCACCCCAGCACCCUGGCCCCAUUCCCGUGCCCGGCACAGGCUCCACGGCUUUGCGAACAGCCCAUCCCGCCUUGGGCAUCGAUCCUAGAGCUUGUUGGUGAAGGAACCACAGCUCGUAGCAGUGGAGAUACCACCUGAGGGUUCCUGCCUCUCAGCCGCUGUGUCUGGUGUGGCUCUGGAUGCCCAGCUCUGUUGAAGGGGCAGGCCUGUUGCCCCUUUGGCUGAUCUGUGGUCUGGUGCUUGUUGGGACCCCGCAGGGUCCGGCCGAGAGCAGAGCUGCCCCUUCCUCUGCCCUUCUUGUUGACCCACUCCAUUCCAGGAAGGCUGCCUGGCCUGCUUAUGGGCAUAGCGCACAAACCCCUGCCCGGUGGGCUCCAUUCCUUCCUCCUUGGCCUUAUGCCCCGUUGAGCGGGGCUUACUGCCCCCAGCGGAUGCCCUGCCCUUUGCUUAGAAGAAAUUAAACACGGCCCCAGACUCUGUUCUGGCGUCCAGAUAGGACCACUGCUCACACCAGCAGCCUCAGGACAGCUCACCUGCUGUCAGUGCAGCCGUUGCCUGGAGAUCCCUCCCUGUCUCUCUGAUUCUUACACAGUGUGGAGUGGCCGUUGGUGAGCAGGCGGAGAGGACGUGCAGAUCCUUCUGGGUCUGGUCAGUGUGCGUGUUCAUGUUUGUUUAAGGGAUGUGUGCGACUGUGGAUGAGGAUGUGUGCCCAUGGCGCCUGGGUGGCCCGCGCUGGAGCCCUGCUGUCUGCACGGCGCUCGUGUGGGACGGACGUUCUCGGUUACCUACCUCCCCGUCUCCGCGCCCGUGACGCACAGAGGGAGGGGUGACGAAUGUGGGUGGUUGAGACUAGGCUGGUAGAGUAGUUGCAGGGAGAUUCGGAGGUGUGUAAGGUAUGGAUGGGUUUUGUCUGCUAUUUAAGGGAAACGUUACCAUUUUAUACCAAAGGUAUUAAUAUGGGCAGCCUUUGAUACAGUGUAUUCGAACAAAACGAGUUUAUAUUUUGAAAUGGUUUUUACAGCUUAGACUUUGUACAUCCUGCCCUACUUGUGACAGUUGUAUGCCUUUAUUUUGUAUCCAGCAGCAAAGCCUACAAUAAAACUUUAAAACAAUCAUGACCCAACCUAAAAAUCAUGUAUCGGGUAGAUGCUUUUUAAACUGUUGUGUGGGAAACUUUCAUAUUAGGCCAUUUGGAUUUUAUUAAGUGCUGUGGAUGGGAGGGGAGGGGGCGUAAAUAACGUUUUGUAAAUAUUUUAUACUGUUUGUUUUAAACACCAACCCUGCUGUUUGGGUUGAACUUUUUUAGAAAGUUAAAGUGAAUGUCAGUUCUGAUGUUUUCUGUAGGAAUGGAAAAGCCAUCAUGUAAGUUCUGUUUUUCAAAUGUUUACGUGAAGAGUAGCCAACUGUGUGGAACAGUCUGAUUAGUGGGGGCUUCUACACCUUACGACCAAAUGUUUCUGGCCGCCUCUCUACGUUCACAUUUCCUUCAACUUUGCACUUGUAGUUUGGAGUCUUUGCUUCCCUGGGAUAUGAACAAGCUCAUGAAACAUUCCGUGAAACGCCCAGCACAGUCCAGCCACUGAACUGAAGUGCAGUUCACAGGAAAGAGAGCAGAGCAGAGAUCCCACCUUCUACUUCACCACCUAAAGGUUGCUGCUCAGGGUGGAAAAGAUGAGUCAUUUUUCCGUAGUGUUUGAACUCAAACACUGGAAGGAAGUCUUGGGUGGAAAUGCUGCCGGGCUUGUGAAACAGCAGUCGGCUGCAGUUGCCUCCGAGUGCAGGUCUGGGGUGGGGAGAGCUACACCUCACCAUAUGGAACCUAAAGCCGUGAAGGAAUUUGGGUGUGUUUCUGAGUUUCAUUCAUUUAAAGCAAAAUUCAGACUUUGCAGCUUUACGCUCUCAGACCACGUAUAAUACUUCAUUGUGCCUCGGGCAGCAUGACAAAAAGAGAGUCUGUCAUCCCCCCGUACUGACAUGUUCAAGUGCCCGUCAAGUGUAGGUCCUAUUGGGGAUCUUUAAAAUCACCCCCUUGGGUGACUUGAGGUUGGCUCCCUAAAGGGAACAUGUAGGGCGACAGAACACCUGAGGGUUUGGCCUUUGGCAUAAAAUGCCCCUCCGCUUCUUCAGGGACGAUCCUUUUCCUAGAGCUGCUGGAACCUUUGCUUGAAGGUGUCGCUAACUGGACCAAAUUCGAGCUUCCUGGGUGCUUUCCUCAGUUGCCGCAGAAACGGCGAUGGGAGCGAUCAGACUUCCCCCUCCAUCAGGACUUCGUGCGGACCGCCACCUGGGGAAGGUACACGCUCAGCUUUAGAGGUCUCUCCUCUCGCUCAGGAGGGAGCAGUUGGCGGCACAGCCGCCCGCGUGGUUGAGGGGGACGUGGACAAGCUGCGAGCAGCCAAGCCCCGCCACCCACGCCGUCUCCUCCUGCCCCCCCCGCCCGUGAGACAAGCCACGUCUAGAAAUGGGCUCACUGAGGCCUCUCAGCUUCAGCCUCAGCCAGCCAGGGAGGAAUGGGGCUAAGUUUUAAGACAGCACGUAAACUGAAAAGUCAUCUUACACUUUACAUUAAAAAAUCAUGCUUCAGUAUUUUAACUAGUCCCCAGAGGAAUGAACUGUGUUCGGGGGCAAUUACGUGUACUCUUUGUCCACAAAGCAAUUUCCUCGUUAAAUGUGUAUGAGACAGUCCAUGUUGUUAGACCA
Kogia breviceps (pygmy sperm whale) is the source of this 4207-nucleotide messenger RNA. It is a transcript of the gene KCTD10, whose product is annotated as potassium channel tetramerization domain containing 10. Gene Ontology annotation, molecular function: protein binding; ubiquitin-protein transferase activity. The record is from RefSeq and is a predicted model, not a curated record. Gene Ontology annotation, biological process: protein ubiquitination; protein homooligomerization; proteasome-mediated ubiquitin-dependent protein catabolic process. NCBI's taxonomy places the organism in Eukaryota, Metazoa, Chordata, Mammalia, Artiodactyla, Physeteridae. Gene Ontology annotation, cellular component: Cul3-RING ubiquitin ligase complex.